ACUUGUGUGAGACGUGCUGUUGGUCGAUGAGGUUUGUGUAGUAGUUGCGGUAUUUUUGAUUUGUGUUAAUGGUAGAAUAUUUUAAUUUUUUUCCUCCUGUGUGUAGUUGUUGGAGAUAACAUAAAUAUACGAAAGUUUCAUAAUUAUUGCCAGAAUAGAAACUGUAAGAAAGCAGUGUGGUUUCUUCAGCUAAAAGAACUUGACUUUACCUAUGGAUCCACAAAACUCAGUGGCUCAUCUUGAAAUUUCUCUGUCUAGGCAGAUGUUUUAGUUACUUUAAUUGCGACAUUAUGUCCGUAACUGGUCAAGCAUUACUGUGUCAUCCUUACGUCUUGGAGCCCCACAAGCCCAGUGUGACUAGCUUUACAUAUAAUGAACCUUACUGUGACUCAAGUGAAAUGGACACAAGCAAUAUAGGACGUGAAUUACCCUGUAAGUCUGUGUCAUCUAGGAUUACUGGACCCUCAUGUCAAGCUCUGCGGCAUGCAGUAGCAGCCCUAAAUCGAUUAGAUGAUUUUACAUGUGAAAAAAUUGGCUCGGGGUUCUUUUCAGAGGUGUUUAAGGUAACGCAUCGAACUACAGGUCAAGUAAUGGUGCUCAAGAUGAACACAUCACUUAGCAACCGACAAAACAUGUUGCGCGAAGUUCAGCUCAUGAACCGAUUGUCUCACCCGAACAUCCUCAGGUUCAUGGGGGUAUGCGUUCACGAGGGACAGCUACACGCCCUUACUGAGUACAUCAAUGGGGGGAGCCUGGAGCAGCUGAAUCUUAACAAAAACGAGCCCCUUCCAUGGCCGGUGAGGGUGAAGUUGGCACUGGACAUCGCUCGGGGAAUGGCGUACUUACACUCACGAGGGGUGUUUCAUCGUGACCUGACGUCCAAGAAUGUUCUUAUCAAAAGAGAAAGUUCCGGUAUGACAGCUGUUGUUGGAGACUUUGGUUUGGCAGAGAGAAUACCAGAUAUAACGAGUGAUCAAACCCACAGACUUCCAGUUGUCGGGUCUCCAUAUUGGAUGGCACCAGAAUGUUUAAAAGGAGAAUGGUACAAUGAGAAGGCCGACAUAUUUUCUUUUGGUAUAAUUCUGUGUGAAAUGAUUGCCAGAAUUGAAGCAGAUCCUGAUAUUUUACCCCGAACUGAGAACUUCGGAGUAGACUAUAAAGCAUUCAGCAAGAUGUGCCCAGACUGUCCACCAGACUUUCUUAAGCUAGCAUUGUGUUGUUGUAGGAUUGAUCCAAAACAUCGUCCGUCCUUUACCCUAAUUAUUCAAGAAUUAGAAACUAUGAUUUCCCUUGAAAAACCUCAGCUCAAAGAUGUAGCAUACAGAGUGAAACAAAGUGGAGAACGAAACGAAGAUGAAACAGACAACUAUAAGAGUGUGCAGGCGAUAUUUAAUAAUCGUAGAAGCUGGUGUGAAGACAACCAACAGCUAAUGCCAGUUGAAACACCCCGUAAAUGCAGGUCCUCUACUGCAUCUCCCGUGGUUACCCCAAAGGAUAUUGGAGAAGUGAUGUCUAAGGAUGAUCCCCAUUACAAGCCUAACAGCAGCUCACAGAAUCCUUUCAAUACACAUUUCAUAUUUAAAGGACAGAAAAAGAUAGUGGAACAAACAGUAGUUCUGUCACCCAACUUUACAUAUGACCUUCCAUCUCCUUCAGGAGCUUUAACUCCUCCUGGGACUCCCAUCACUCCUGAUGAGUGCCCAUCUUCACCUAGAGAGACCCUGUCUACAGGGCUCCAGAGACUUUCUGUUCACUCUCGAGCUCCUUCCCCAACAUUACUACAGCAGACCCUAAAAAAAAUUUACACCUACAAGUCAAAUGUUACAGUUCCAGAGCCCAGUAAUACCAAAAAGGUUGUUAAUAGUUCCGUCCAUAAUGACUCGGGAGAAGAAGAAAAAGAGAAUGUGGGAUUAGCAUCAUGCCCACAAGGUUCCACUUUAUCACCUCUGUUACAGCACAGUCAAGUCCUCGUUAGUGCCAAAGUACAUAGUUCCUGUACAGAUUCUCUGUCAACUGAACAGUGGGAGUCCAUUAAGCAGUUUACUUGUCGCCAAAAUGAGGAAUGGAAAUCAGAUAAAGAUUCUAGUCGUGGGGCUCUGGGAAGGAAGCGGCCUUCUUCCUACCACUCGGAUGACUCUGGUUGUUACUGUGGAGUUCCUUGCACUUUGCAAGUACCAGAAAUAGUUCCACUAAAUUUGAGAACUGGUCAUGGUGAUAUAGAGUCCAGUAUGGAAGACCUGAAUGAGCAUGAACAAUACUCUAUUAAAGAAAAAUUCACAGCUUUUACCACCAGUCAGCCUACAAAAAAUAUAUUGCUGCAGCAAGAAAUGAAGUCCACUUCAGGUGUUUCUGUUGACCCCAGCAAAUGGACAAGACUCCCUAGUCAAAGUUUAAUAUGUCAUGAAGUGACAAAAAGCUGUGAAACUGUGCUACAGCAGCCACAUGCUUGUAAUGGUGGAAAGCUCUUUCAGUCCAGAACGACAGCAAACUUUCUCUAGACAAUGGAGGAAAUACAGAAAGAAA
Messenger RNA from Limulus polyphemus (Atlantic horseshoe crab), 2523 nucleotides. Its product is annotated as dual specificity testis-specific protein kinase 2-like. The record is from RefSeq and is a predicted model, not a curated record. Gene Ontology annotation, biological process: actin cytoskeleton organization; protein phosphorylation. Gene Ontology annotation, cellular component: nucleus; cytoplasm. NCBI's taxonomy places the organism in Eukaryota, Metazoa, Arthropoda, Merostomata, Xiphosura, Limulidae. The coding region runs from base 291 to 2498 and encodes 735 amino acids. The transcript is spliced from 11 exons. Gene Ontology annotation, molecular function: protein serine/threonine kinase activity; ATP binding.